Molecule: messenger RNA, 1982 nt
Organism: Cucumis sativus (cucumber)
Lineage: Eukaryota; Viridiplantae; Streptophyta; Magnoliopsida; Cucurbitales; Cucurbitaceae
Product: E3 ubiquitin-protein ligase RGLG4
Exons: 12
Coding region: 246-1505 (419 amino acids)
Source: RefSeq, a predicted model, not a curated record
UUCCUACACACAAAGGUGGCGUUACAUCACAAUUGAAGCCCCUUAUUUCCCCCUUUAUUCUUUGGAGUUCCCCUUUUUGCUCCUCCACUCCAAAAGAACUCCCAACCUAUUUCAGGCACAUAAAAAGCUUCACAUCUUCCCUAACUCAGAAACUUCCCCUCAAUUUCCACACCUCAAGAAUCAAAUUCCUUUCUUCAGUUUAUUCUUCUCACCCCACCCCACCCCACCCAAUUGAGCUCUACAAUAUGCCCUUAACCUGGUUGAGCAAUAUGGGUAGCCGGGUCAGCUCGUCGGCUAAACGGAGCAACGGCGGUGUAAAGAGUGGAAAAACGGGUGGCGUAGGGAAAGAAGCGUCGGUUAAGAAGAGUGACAGCGGCGGGGGAGGAAGUAGUCGUGGGAAGUCGUUGUGGCGGCCUGAGACGAAGGUUAAUUUUCCGAAGAAAUAUGGUUUCAUAGCGGAUAACUUCUCCUCUGUUGACCAGGUUACCUCCGCAUUGAGGAAAGAAGGAUUAGAAUCGUCGAACCUCAUCGUCGGAAUUGAUUUCACCAAAAGCAACGAAUGGACAGGUGCAGUAUCCUUCAAUAAACGGAGCUUGCACGCCCUUUCCGAUUCUCCUAAUCCCUACCAGAAGGCUCUGUCCAUCAUCGGGAAAACUCUGGCUCCCUUCGAUGAAGACGGCUUAAUUCCUUGCUUCGGUUUCGGUGACGCUACGACGCACGAUCAAUUGGUGUUCAGUUUUCACAAUGACAAUUCACCAUGCCAUGGAUUUGAAGAAGUUCUUGACUGUUACAAAAACAUAAUUCCCAAUGCUCAACUUUCAGGACCAACUUCUUACGGUCCUGUUGUUGAAGCUGCAAUGGAUAUCGUGGAGAAGAGUGGUGGCCAAUUUCAUAUUCUUCUCAUUGUUGCUGACGGACAGGUUACUCGAAGCUCCCUUUUUCGCGAUGGUGAAUUGAGCGCUCAAGAGGAGAAAACAAUCAAAGCAAUUGUGGAUGCAAGUGCAUAUCCUCUUUCAAUCAUUCUGGUUGGAGUUGGAGAUGGUCCUUGGGACGACAUGAAGAAGUUUGAUGACAAGAUUCCAGCUCGCGAUUUCGAUAAUUUCCAGUUUGUUAACUUCACUGAAAUAAUGUCGAAAAACAUUGGCGUGGCGGAAAAAGAAGCAGCUUUUGCUUUAGCUGCAUUAAUGGAGGUUCCUUUCCAGUACAAAGCAGUCACAGAAAUGGGUCUUAUGGGACGUGUGACAGGGAAAGCAAGACAUAUUGUGCCACGACCCCCACCGACAUGUUAUACUCGUUCUACACGACUUACUUCUACACCAAGCGACACCUCCUCAACUUCUGCAUCUGAUGAACAUAGUCAGGUCUGCCCCAUUUGCUUGACCGCGGGAAAGGACUUGGCCUUUGGAUGCGGCCACAUGACUUGUAGGGAAUGUGGAUCAAGAUUGUCCAAUUGCCAUAUAUGUCGUCAGCCUAUCAGAAACCGAAUAAGGCUGUAUACUGGGUGAUCAGAUCGCAGCAAGUGGACAGUGAAAUGAUGUCAAUGUUAAUCAGGAAUCUUGUAGGGAAUGUGGAUCAAGAUUGUCCAAUUGCCAUAUAUGUCGUCAGCCUAUCAGAAACCGAAUAAGGCUGUAUACUGGGUGAUCAGAUCGCAGCAAGUGGACAGUGAAAUGAUGUCAAUGUUAAUCAGAUGAAAUGAUGUACAGGAAUCUAGGGUUAGACGAUUAAGUGUAUGUCAUAUGGAUAGAACUAGGAUUGUUCAACUUUAGGGUGUAACUAGGGUUGUUCUAUUUUAGGGUAUCUUUUGUGUGUGUGUGGUGAGGUUCUAAUUCCCAACGGAUGAGGACCUUGAUGUGCAUACAGAAAAUUAACAAUGUGCUCCGAAGUCCUAUGUAGUUGUAAAAACAAUGUAGUAUAGUUUUUGACUCCGUAUCAAUACUUUGUGAUGAAAAAAGGAUUUGACAUUUUCUUUGUUUUGUUUGUAA